This is a messenger RNA of Pygocentrus nattereri (red-bellied piranha), 2026 nucleotides long. RefSeq names its product transmembrane protein 161A (gene tmem161a). NCBI's taxonomy places the organism in Eukaryota, Metazoa, Chordata, Actinopteri, Characiformes, Serrasalmidae. Bases 132 to 1619 code for a protein of 495 amino acids. The transcript has 12 exons. The record is from RefSeq and is a predicted model, not a curated record.
ACAGAGGAGGUGCAGGUCACAGAUGUCAAUCAAAAAUACUCAUUCAGCUGUUCCAGGACUGGAAGAGCCACGAGUGUAACCUGCUGUUCUCUGCAUGGACCUCGCUCGCUGAGUAGAGCCUUUACCCGAACAUGGCACUGAUGGGAGUUCAGUUGGUGGUCAGCUUGCUGGCUGUCAGCAUAAUGCAGAAAAUGGCCCCUCAUUGCUCUUUUGCACGCUGGCUCCUGUGCAAUGGCAGUCUCUUCAGGUUCAAACAUCCUUCUGAGGGAGAGCUUUGUGCUUUGGCAGGCAAGCAGAUGUCCAGCAAGACCAGCAGGAGAGACAGGAGGCAAAAUGGCCAAGGGGAGCCCAAACCACUCACGGUUCCGAAGGACAUUGAUCUACAUCUGGAAAGCACACCUGUGAAUGUUUUAGAUGCUCUGGUUCUAAGGUUCUUUGUGGAGUAUCAGUGGUUGAUCGACUUUGCUGUUUAUGCAACGGGCAUCUACCUCUUCACUGAGAGCUACUACUUUGUGGUGGAUGCCAGUAAAGAGGUCAACAUUGGGGCCAUCUGGUGUGUACUAAUGGUAUUCUUCGGCCUGAGGACAUUGCAUGUUCUGAUGAGCCACUACUUCCGCUCGGAUGAGGGCGGUGAGCGCUCCGUGUGCCUGGCAUUUGGGUUCUUAUCUCUGCUGGUGGCCAUGUUGGUUCUGGUGGUGAGGGAAGACUAUCUGGAGUUUGGCCUGGAGCCUGGUUUCACCAGUGUCUUUGACAACUUUGAAGCAUUUGCCAAACAGCAAGGCCUCGAGUGGUCAGUUCCUUUCACCAAACUGGGAGUAAAGUUGGGCUUGGCCAUCCUGUGUGCCUUUCUUGGAGCUCUACUUGCUUUCCCUGGUCUUCGCUUGGCCCAGACUCACUUAGACGCUGUGCAAAUGAACGCUGAACGGCCAAUCAUUCAAAUCCUCCUACAUGCCAGUUUCCUGUCUCCACUGAUUAUUCUUGUGUUAUGGGUGAAACCUCUUGCUCGUGAUUUCUUGGGAAACGCUCCAAUGGGAAAGACAUCAGUCAUCUUGCUUUCCAGCUCUGUCUUCGAUUCUGUGCGCCUGUGGACAAUUGUGGUGCUGUGUGUGCUGAGGCUGCUGCUCACCCGCCACCACCUGCAGGCUUAUCUCAACCUCGCCCCCAAGUGGGUGGAGCAGAUGAAGAAAGAGGCAGGACGAAUAGCUGCGAUUGACAUCCAAAGAAAGGUGACCCGUGUGUAUUGCUACCUGACUGUAGUGACCCUACAGUACCUCAUACCAAUUCUACUUGUGCUCUUUUCAACACUGGCCCUCAAGUCUUUGGGUGACUACUCAUGGAGGUUGGGUCCUGAGACCCCAGGUGUGACCCCUGCACCUGUCCUCCCCACCACACCUCCAGCAUUGCCCAGACUAGAGGACGAGGACGAUCUAGAGGACAUGGAAGAGGACAUCCAAGCCACCGUAGCCCACCUGUCCGAGGCCUUUGCUGCACUCCGUGCCGUCCUCACGCCAGUCUUCUUCAGAGGGGUUUUCGCCUUCCUCACCUGGUGGGUGGCUGCCUGUCAGCUCAUCAGCAGCCUGUUCGGUAUCUACUUCCACCAGUACCUCAUGCAGAGCUGAGGAGCAUUUCUCUGAAGGCUUGGUGCGCUGCGCCCACCUCCCUGAGCCUCCAACCACCCAACUGCACAUGCGGCUGUGCUGUGAGCUCCAACAUGCCCCCACAAAACAGGCUCUUUAAUGCCUGCUCACUGAGAGACUGACGGUUUGGAGACGACGAUGUGUUUGGCCAGAAAUAAAUGGGUUGCUAAGGCUGGGACGCUUUGCUGCUACCAGUUUGUCAUCUUGAUUUGUAGCUUUCUUUUAUGAAACGGAUGAAUUGUCUGCUCUGUCUGUCUGUUGAACACACAGCCUUGAAUAGGAAAACAUUGUUUUAAAAGUCCUUUUUUUUUUUUCUUCAUCCUUUUUAUUUGAAUUGAGUUGAACCAUGUCUGUAAGUUUAUAACACUGAUUAAAUGAGUUAGCUUGGA